AUUCACCUCUGUCAGUUGUCAGCUGUUUAUCAGUCGUGUGAAAAAUCUUUUUUAUUUAAAAAUUUAAAAAAGUGCAAAAACCCCGGGAUAAACAAUUAAUUGGAGUGCGGAAAAGGGCAGCCCAGGAUUAGUCGAAACUCGCGUCGUUUUGGUUCUUUUAGUUUUCCUUAAACCACUUUGCUUUGCGCUCUGUCAGGCAUUUCAUUUUCGAUUUCCAUUCGUGGCCCAAGUGAUUAUCAGCAGGGGAUUAUGGAUAUUCUGAGGAAAAUGUUCAAGACCGAGGCGGAAAAGGAGCCGGACUCUUCGAUUUCCGCUUCCAAUAAGGACGAGUUCCGGAAGCCCCAGUGGUUCGAGGAGGCCGAGACCGAUGACGAACUGUUCGACGACGAUCGCAAGUUCGCCUUCCAGGUCUUCACCAGUCCGCUGGAGAUGCAGAAGCACUUCGAGAGCCAGCUGCAGAGGCUGCUGGAGUCCCUGAACGAUAGUGAUGAAGGCUUUGAGCGUGACUUGAAAGAGGACUUCCUAAAGCCGGGCUUCGAGAGCAAGAUUCUGAAGAAGUUUGAGCAGCAGAAGGACCUAUCCCUGGAUACCGAUCUGGAUGGCGAAAUCUAUGCCGAUCAGUUGCACUCGCUCAUCCAGCGGUUGAAUCCCGAGGAGAAGAUUGAGCUAGGCGACCAGGAGAUAGGCCAUAUCUUGCCAUCCAAUCAGCAUGGCUAUCGCAAGGGCUAUCAGAGAGCCAAGCUCACGGACGAGGAGAUCAUCAUGGGCCGGAUCCAUGGAACCAUAGCCGAUGGCGAGAACCAGUCGGAUGCUCGUCCGCCACGUCCGCCGAUGAACAACAAGCCGGACAUCAUGACGCCCAUGACCCCGAUGUUGCCGCGCAGUGGAAUGUCUCCCUUCGGUGGGGUAUUCGAUGGCAACUAUCAGGGUCCCAAGCUGUUCAGCCAGAGCGUUAUGACCAAGACGGUGCGCAAGCCGGAUGGCACCUAUGAGACCACCAAGGUGACCCAGGACUCGUCCGGUCACAAGACCACCACCAUAACCAGGAUGAUAGACGGUCGCAAGGAGACCACUGUCACCCACGAUGGCGGGGAUCCUUCCCUCGGAAUGGGUGGAAAGCAACAGCUGCAGCAGAGGCAGCAGCAGCUGCAGCUGCAGCAGAAGGAGAUGGCGGUGGCCCGUGGCGAACGCAACAUAUUCGUGACAAAAGAAGGCUACGCCAUGCCACGGAACCUCUGGUGACCAGUGGUGAACAACUAUUGCCCCAAUCAAGACAAGCGAUCUCUGCUGCAGCAACAGAAACACCAGCAACAGUAUGAUGAUAGGCUAAAGCGAUUCGUCGGCAACAUAGUCCCGCAUCCACACAACAUCCAAAUUAGAACCUACUACAUUUUAGUUUACAUUCUCCUUAGUGUUUGGUGUUUUAGAUGAAACGCACUUGAGACAACAGAUGACGACGACGAUUAUUGACCAUGAUUUUAUUGACCAGCGAUCGCGCGAGAUCAGCUGGGCAUAUAUAUUAUGUGAGACAGGCGCACCACCCGGCGGCGCCGCACUCUUUCAGUUCCCAGAUCCAGGGCUCCUCUCUGCAGGCCAAGGUUCGGACUCCUCCGAUUCGAUGGAGAUGGAGUUUUGGCUGCCGGAGAUGAUGGCUCGUGUUGAGCGGUGCGAACGUGUGAUUUUCAGUUUUGCGAGCAGCAAGGAGCAGGCCAGCCGGAUUGGAUGGAUGGAUGGGGUCACAAUCCCCUAGAGCGCUGGCAUCCAAAACGAACGGAACAACCAACCAACAAAUGAUCGCCGAAACGGCGGCAGUUAUUGUAUUAUUGUAUUGAUUCUUCGUGUUACUAUCUGUGUCUCAAUGCUGCGAUCGUCAGCAUCUAAAGUGCCCGUAGUGAUUUAACAGCGCGAAAAAAA
This is a messenger RNA of Drosophila suzukii, 1914 nucleotides long. RefSeq lists its product as uncharacterized. Gene Ontology annotation, cellular component: clathrin-coated vesicle; mitochondrion; apical plasma membrane. The record is from RefSeq and is a predicted model, not a curated record. Gene Ontology annotation, biological process: regulation of actin filament polymerization; negative regulation of apoptotic process. NCBI's taxonomy places the organism in Eukaryota, Metazoa, Arthropoda, Insecta, Diptera, Drosophilidae.